Messenger RNA from Cinara cedri, 1540 nucleotides. Lineage: Eukaryota; Metazoa; Arthropoda; Insecta; Hemiptera; Aphididae. The record is from the annotation of a GenBank genome assembly.
AUGGCAGAACAUCAAGAAGAUGUAUCUAUUGAACAAAUGGCUGAACAAGGUAUAUCUACCGAAGAAAUAGAUAACCCAGAAGAAGAUAUAAUAACAUGGAAACAUCCAAGCCACAUUUUUCAACGACUUUUGGCUUUAUUUUUCAUGUGCUUGAUUGGAUUUGGUAAAUAUUAUUAACUGUGUUUAGCACUCAAACCUUAUAUAUAUUUAAUAAUAUUUUUAUUGUUUAGGUUCAUAUUUUUGUUUUGAUAACCCUGGUGCUUUACAAGACAAUUUUAUACAAGAUAUGAAUUUAUCUACUACCCAAUUUGUUUAUCUGUAUUCCUGGUAUUCUUGGCCUAAUGUUAUUAUGUGCUUCAUUGGUGGAUUUUUAAUUGACAGGUUUUCCAUUUUUUCCAUUUGAAUAUAUAUUUAUCAUUUAUUUUUUAUUUGUGUAUAUAUAUGUUUAAAAUAGUUGUUAUACCUAAUUUUUAAUUAAUAUUUUCAGUGUUUUUGGAAUACGUUUAGGUACUGUGAUUUAUGCACUCUUGGUAGUUAUAGGCCAAAUCGUAUUUGCUGUUGGAGCACAUGUGAACACACUCUGGGUUAUGUUACUUGGUCGACUUAUAUUUGGGUAAUUUUGUAAUUAGUAUUUAUUUUGAUUUGUCAUGAUAAGAUGAUUACAUCAAAAUCUGUUUAAAGUUUGUUAAAAUACUAACUAAAAUUGAUACACUUUUAUUUUAUAUUAAAAAUAUCAUUUAAAAGAGGUAAAAUAAAAAAAAUCAAAUCAAAUUUUUGUGCUUUGCAAAUAAUGGUAACUAAAAUAUCUCAUUCAAAGUAUAUAUCAAAAAAUUACUAAAAAAAUUUCCUAUAUAGUUCAUAUUUUUAAAAGUAAUAUAUAAUAAUUUAAUUUUGUAUAAGGUACUUAAAAAAUAAUAUAACACUUAAUUAUUUAAUUAACAGUUAUACACUAAAUACAUAUAUAAAUAUAACAAUAACUUAAGUCUUGUUAAAUCUAUUUAUAUUAUAUGUAAUGAAUGUUUAAUUAAAUGAUAUUUCAUAAUAAUUAUUAUUUAUAUUAAUAAAUAUAUAAAGUAUAAUAUUAACAUUUUGGUUUCAUUGUAAAUUUAUCAAAGAAUUAAUUCAAAAUUUCAAUAAAAACUUCUGAUUUAUAUUAAAUUAUCUGUAAAAAUUUAUGUAUUUAAAAUUUAAAAAUAUUUAGCCACCUUUAACUUAAAUGAAAAUAUCUUAAUGACAAUUUAGGUACUUGCAAAAUUAUAUACAGAAUGAUUUUAAAAUUAAACCAGUUUUAAAAUUAUUCUAUUUUUAUCAUUAUUACACAGAAUUGGAGGUGAAUCUUUGGCUGUUGCCCAAAAUAAUUAUGCUGUUUUAUGGUUCAAAGGAAGAGAGCUUAACAUGGUGUUUGGAUUUCAAUUAAGUUUUGCCAGAGUUGGUUCAACAGUAAAUUUCAUUGUAAUGGAACCAUUGUAUAGAUAUGUGAAAAAUCAUAUAUCAUAUCAUUCUCCAAACUAUGAAAGUUUAUCAAUUGUUUUGUUACUUG